Cylicostephanus goldi is the source of this 273-nucleotide messenger RNA. The record is from the annotation of a GenBank genome assembly. Lineage: Eukaryota; Metazoa; Nematoda; Chromadorea; Rhabditida; Strongylidae.
AUGCAUUUCAAUCCUCGUCUUAACGAACGUGCACUCGUUCUCAAUACAUAUCAUAGUGGUAGAUGGGAAGACGAGGAACGAGCCACCGUCAUUUUCCCAUUCAAGCCAGGCGAGAUCUAUACGGUCGAGCUUGUAGCAAGCGGUCGUAAUUCUGUUUAUGUAUACGUGAAUGGUCAACUGCUUUACGAGUUCCGCGAACGUCAGUCUGGCAAUCAAGUUUCGUCAGUUGAAGUUUCAGGAGACAUCGACAUUCACGCUGUCCAUGUAAUUUGA